AUGGCAGAUUAUUCAAACUGGGUGGUGGGAAUUGAGGGGAACUUCCCUGUUCAUCAGGCUGUUCUGGAUGUCAUGCCUCCCGGGACCAAGAUCAUUUCAGCCGAACCCUCGGGGGUCAGUGCAUGGACAAAGACCGCAAAGAUUUCGGUUACGCUGCCAGAUGGAAAGACAAAGAAGUAUUUCUUAAAGUUGGCUUUUGGCAUAGGUGCUAAGCCCUUAACAGAGGGUGAAUUCCAUUCUGCGUCCAUAAUUUACGCCACUGUACCUGGGCUGGUGCCGCAAGCAACGGGCUAUGGUUCCUAUUCAACGCCGAAAGGCACGAUGUACUUCUACCUAUGCGAUUUCCACCACAUGGAUCUUCGAACAGCUCCGGAGCCGAGAUCAUUUGCUGCUAAACUUGCCAAACUACAUCGAGAGGCAGUGUCUCCGAUAGGCUUGUUUGGGUUUCCGGUGCCCACGGCGUGUGGCAUAAUUGAAAGGACAGUGACUUGGGAGAAGUGUUGGGCCACGUUGUUCAAGUACCAGCUCGAAGAUGUGAUCAAUUUUGACAACAAUGUCAACGCUCCUUGGCCUGAAUAUGACGCUGCUUGCAAACAGGUCAUCAAUGAGGUUAUCCCACGAUUGUUGCUUCCAUUGCAAUCAGAAGGACGCAGUAUCGAGCCGGUACUCGUCCACGGAGAUUUAUGGGAAGGCAAUCUGGGGAUCGAUAUGGAGACAGGCGAAACGAUCAUGUUCGACCCGGGAAGCACCUAUGCGCACAAUGAAAUGGAAUUUGGUACCUGGAGAUGCACCUGGGCAUACUACUUGAAUUCGUCGUCGUAUAUGCGAGCCUAUCAGCAACACAUCGAACCAUCUGAGCCGGUCGAUCAGUGGGAUGACCGCAAUCGACUGUACGGCAUUCGAGCAUACCUGAAUGAUUCUGCGGGACAUCCAGGAAGCCCAUCCAGGCAAAUUGCAUACAACGACAUGCUAUACCUCUGCGAGCAAUACGCCCCUUUGGACAGCCUGGAAAGGUAUAGCCCGGAAAAAGAUAUCAGUGUUACUGGCGCCUAUGUUCCCUAUGUUACGAAGCAACUGGAAUGA
Exophiala mesophila is the source of this 1083-nucleotide messenger RNA. RefSeq lists its product as uncharacterized. NCBI's taxonomy places the organism in Eukaryota, Fungi, Ascomycota, Eurotiomycetes, Chaetothyriales, Herpotrichiellaceae. The transcript has 4 exons. Bases 1 to 1083 code for a protein of 360 amino acids. The record is from RefSeq and is a predicted model, not a curated record.